This is a messenger RNA of Esox lucius (northern pike), 1683 nucleotides long. RefSeq names its product forkhead box E3 (gene foxe3). Lineage: Eukaryota; Metazoa; Chordata; Actinopteri; Esociformes; Esocidae. The transcript has a single exon. The coding region runs from base 148 to 1404 and encodes 418 amino acids. The record is from RefSeq and is a predicted model, not a curated record. Gene Ontology annotation, biological process: anatomical structure morphogenesis; cell differentiation; regulation of transcription by RNA polymerase II. Gene Ontology annotation, molecular function: RNA polymerase II cis-regulatory region sequence-specific DNA binding; DNA-binding transcription factor activity, RNA polymerase II-specific.
UUAACAUUGGGAAAGACCCAAAAACGCACUGUCUCUGGACAACACAUUACAAUCGUUAUUACUUUAUGGUGGCAGCAUCUUUUAAGGUCUAAUUUCAAGAAAGAAAAAAACGAAUUCAUUUCAGUUAUACUUUAAACAUUAUUUUUUAUGAAUCUUGCAAAUUUCUCAUACUUUUCGGGCAUGUGUAACAUGACGGCUGAGACCCAGCAUUCGCCAGCCGAGGCGGCCAGCCCGGUGGUCAUGUCGCCUAACGUGAGUUUGGAUUCCCCAUUACCGCCUCCGCCUCUGAUGCUGCAGGCCCGGAUCAAAGACGGGGUUCUGAUUAAGUCUGAGCCCCAGGGAACUAGUCCGAACAUAGACCGAGAGGAUGGAGCUGCUUCGGGUCAAACGGAGGAGCACCUACCAACAGGGAGUAGACGCAGGAAAAGGCCUGUUCAGAGAGGGAAACCACCAUACAGUUACAUCGCUCUCAUAGCCAUGGCAAUUGCGAACUCUCCGGAGAGAAAGCUCACCCUUGGUGGUAUUUAUAAAUUUAUCAUGGAACGUUUUCCCUUUUAUCGAGAGAACUCCAAGAAGUGGCAAAACUCUAUACGCCACAACUUGACCCUCAACGACUGCUUUGUCAAGAUUCCUCGGGAACCUGGAAGGCCGGGUAAGGGCAACUAUUGGACUCUAGACCCUGCUGCUGAAGACAUGUUCGACAACGGCAGUUUCCUGAGGAGGAGGAAAAGAUUCAAGCGCACUGACGUAAGCACAUAUCCUGGUUACAUGCAAAGCUCUAGUGCAUUCACUCCCACACCUAUGGGCAGACCCGCAUACCCUAACACCAUAUACCCAGGAAUAGGAUCGGGCUACGGCCCACAGCUGGCCGGGUCCCCCCACCCGGCGAUGCUGCAUCAUUAUCAGACUUCUGCCGGAGUGAGUCAAGGACAACCAAGGAUGUUCAGCAUCGACAACAUCAUUAACCAGCAGUCUGUGAUGCAGGGAGGAGAGAUCAACCCACAAGCUCUUGGGCUAGGCGCUGGAGACCUGGGCAACAUGUCUUCUAACUGCUCCCUUACUGGCAAUGACCCCUCGAACUGCUUCCAGACGCAGACUGUAAAUUCCUCUGGGAAUACGCUGAGCAGAGGUGGUGGGGGACUCUCCUCAAACUUGGCACCUGGAUAUCCUUACUCUUCCUCGGCCUCCCCGCCCCACCUGCCUUCCAUGACACAGUCCAGUUUCUCUCCCGGCAGCGCUCAGGUGUACUGCACCGGGAACCGGCUGUCUCUACCCGCCGUGCGUUCCGGUUCUUGCGCAGAACACACAGAGCAACUAUUGGGUCUCUCCAACCCAAUGAACUCCUACAACAACUCUUACAUGAGACAAGCCAACUUUGCGUCAGGACUAGAUAGGUAUAUGUGACAAACUGUUCCUUAGAGACAAACAACGUAGAGCCUCAAACACAUUCCAUUUUUAAUGUGUGAAACUGCUUCUUUGAUUGAAAUACAAAUCUACAUUCCAUGACAGUUGUACAUGUGCAGUUGGUUAAUGUGUCUUGUGGUCUACCUGCAUCUUGUUAGUGAAAAUUCCAGUUAUUGAAGUUUACAUGUCACUGUCAUCUGUUAAAAAGUACAGUUCUCAAACAAUAUAAUUAGCCAUAUAUACUGUACAUGAUACUUAUAUUUUGUGAUAUGUAAAUAU